Molecule: messenger RNA, 2074 nt
Organism: Rosa rugosa (rugosa rose)
Lineage: Eukaryota; Viridiplantae; Streptophyta; Magnoliopsida; Rosales; Rosaceae
Product: probable CoA ligase CCL7
Exons: 6
Coding region: 118-1749 (543 amino acids)
Molecular function (GO): CoA-ligase activity
Source: RefSeq, a predicted model, not a curated record
UUACUUGUAGUCCCACAAACCCAUUUGCCCAAAAAUCUGGAUAAAGUCGUCAUCUUUCUAGUUUCUAUCAAAAACAACCACCCAAUUACCCAUCACUCUUUUCUGGCUUAAUUUGCAAUGGAGAAAUCUGGGUAUGGCCGUGAUGGAGUUUUCAGGUCACUCAGGCCACCUCUGGUACUACCCAGAGACCCAAAUCUCACCAUGGUCUCUUUCCUCUUCAAAAACUCUUCUUCUUAUCCACACAAACCUGCCCUCAUUGAUGCCGAGUCCUCUGAAACCCUGUCCUUCUCCCAGCUCAAGUCAGUGGUCAUCAAGGUUGCACACGGCUUAAUCCAUCUGGGUAUUAAGAAAAACGACGUGGUUCUGAUUUUCGCUCCCAAUUCAAUCCAGUUUCCUAUUUGUUUCCUUGGAAUUAUUGCAAUUGGUGCCAUUGCAACCACUUCAAAUCCUCUCUACACUGUUUCAGAGCUUUCCAAGCAAGUCAAGGAUUCCAAUCCAAAACUGGUUAUAACUGUGCCUGAAUUGUGGGAAAAGGUGAAGGGUUUAAAUCUUCCAGCAGUGAUUCUAGGACCCAAAGGUUCAUCUUCCCAAAUUGAAUCCAGCUCAAGAAUUGUGGGUUUUCAUGAUUUGGUUCAGUUAUCUGGGCCUGUCUCGGAUUUCCCUAGUGUAAAUGUUAAGCAGACUGAUACUGCUGCGCUGUUGUACUCUUCGGGUACAACAGGCCUCAGCAAAGGUGUGAUUCUGACUCAUGGGAAUUUCAUUGCUUCCUCUCUGAUGAUCACACAAGAUCAAGAAGUGGCUGGAGAGAUGCACCAUGUGUUUCUUUGUGUGUUGCCAAUGUUCCAUGUGUUUGGAUUGGCCGUCAUCACUUACGCGCAGCUGCGAAAGGGAAACGCUGUGAUUUCGAUGUCCAGAUUCAAUCUGGAGAAGAUUUUGAUGACUGUUGAGAAGUUCAAGGUCACCCAUUUGUGGGUUGUGCCUCCUAUUAUACUUGCUCUGUCAAAGGACAGUGUGGUUAAGAAGUACAGUCUUUCAUCUUUGAAGCAUAUUGGGUCUGGUGCAGCUCCUCUGGGGAAAGAGUUGAUGGAGGAGUGUGCAAAAAUUAUUCCUCAAGGUGUAGUUGCUCAGGGUUAUGGUAUGACAGAAACCUGUGGAAUUGUUUCAGUUGAGAAUUCACUAGUAGGACCUCGACAUAGUGGUUCAGCUGGCACUCUUGUUUCUGGAGUUGAAUCUCAGAUAGUCAGUGUAGAUACACUGAAACCUCUCCCGCCAAAGCAGUUGGGGGAGAUAUGGGUUAGGGGGCCUAAUAUGAUGAUGGGUUAUUUUAACAACCCACAGGCCACCCAUCUAACUUUAGAUAAAAAUGGUUGGGUACAUACGGGAGAUCUUGGAUACUUUGAUGAAAGUGGCCAACUUUUUGUGGUUGACCGAAUUAAAGAACUCAUUAAGUAUAAAGGUUUUCAGGUAGCACCAGCUGAACUUGAAGGCCUGUUAGUUUCUCACCCUGAAAUAUUAGACGCCGUUGUCAUCCCAUUUCCUGAUGCUGAAGCUGGUGAGGUCCCUGUUGCAUAUGUUGUGCGCUCGCCAAACAGUUCACUGACCGAAGAAGAUAUCAAGAGUUUUAUAGCGAGUCAGGUUGCAUCUUUCAAAAGACUGCGACGAGUGACAUUCAUAAACACUGUCCCCAAGUCGGCAUCAGGAAAAAUCCUCAGAAAAGAGCUCAUCGAGAAAGUACGGUCCAAAAUAUAAGUAUAUAUUCCUCAUUCUCAUGUUUGUUAAUUAGAUGGAGACCAAGUCUACAGAGCACCCACAAUAUCGAACAUACUACACUUGCUUUAAAGUUGCAGGUGGUUCUUAUACUCAUUAUGGAAGAAGCUCAGCUCACAAUAAUUGUAGCUCAUAAUUCAAAAAGCAAUAUAGGACGGUCCUCCUGUCUUGAUUGUUUUACUUGGGUCCAAUGGGACCGGGACACAAACCGCUCCAAAUGAGACAUUUUGUACUCUAAUCUUUCAGUCUUUGGGAACACUCUCAACUUGUUAUUAUUUAUGAUUCUUUAACCUUUUAGAUCAAAUCA